Messenger RNA from Gongylonema pulchrum, 468 nucleotides. The record is from the annotation of a GenBank genome assembly. NCBI's taxonomy places the organism in Eukaryota, Metazoa, Nematoda, Chromadorea, Rhabditida, Gongylonematidae.
AUGGCAGUACCUUCGCUUAACACAUCUCAUCCGCGAUUCCAUAUUCCCCACAUUUUGCAGCGAAUUGAAUUGGACUCGGUACGAUGGGUGAGCUCUAGUCGUGGCGAAAUGAUAGCAGUCGCGGCACAACAGUUCGUUCGUAUCUACGACUUGGAUAUCGAAGCAAAACCUUCUGUCUUCGAAUUCGUCCUUCCACUCGGCGAUGUUACCGAACUGGCUUUCUGUACGUUUGUCUCUGUGCUCUUGUUUUCACAUGAGCGUACGGACAAAUCAGUUUGCCUCAUUGUUCUCUCAUCCGAAGGGCAUUUGUACGUGGAAGAGCUGGAAAAAGCACGUUGUGUCGAGGAAGCAUCUUAUUAUUUGACUGUUACAAUUGCACUCCCAACAGCUUCCAGCGCUGUAUCAAUGCAUUAUUCAUGCGAAACACGUAUUUUGUUUGUUUCAUUGGAAGGUAUGUUGCUUCUUUGA